AUGGAGAAUAUCGGUUUUUCGGCACAGCCUCCGGCUUUAGUAGCUGCUCGAUUUACGCACGUUACGAUGCUCGGAUUUCUGCUCUUCGCCACGGUCCUCUUCAUCUACUACGUGUAUAAGCGAGCGAAAAUCUUGAACCCCGAUUUCUCCGAGUCGACAAUGUUUUUUCGGCCGCCCAAACGGCGUAUCUCCUUGGUCGACGCCGAGUUGACGUUACGCCCGGAAUGCGUGAAGCGCCUCUACGAAGCGCGGGUAUGUGAGGAGGUGGAGUGCCCGAUUUGUUUCAGCGAGGCCAACCAUGCUGUCAUCACUGAUUGUGGUCAUAUUUAUUGUUGCGAGUGCAUCCACCGCUUCUGGAAGCACAGCGCGCCGCCGAUCAAGCCGGUGCACUGUCCGAUAUGCAGGAAUGGGGUCCGUCUGCUUCUCCCGAUCGCCUGGGGCGGCGAAUCGUCAAACUGCGAGGUUGACGAGGAUUUGAAGAAGAACGACGACCUGUUAAACGAUUAUAAUUCUCGAUUUGUGGGCACGAGAACGUGGGUCGACCUGCUCCACGACGUGCCCUCGGUUGUCCAUUUUUCAUUUGGAAAUUUUUUUGAAGGCCUCGGAUUACUGUCCCAGAUCCGGACCGUCUUCUUCUUGGCCGUUAUCCUGUUUCCGCUGGUACCAUCGUCAGCAUUUUCACAGCAGCUCUAUUCCGUGAUCGGCCUCAUUGACGACCUGUUCGUGCUAGCUAUAAUCGUGUACUACUGUGGCCGCGAGGUCCUGGAGCGAUUGUCCCAAGACGACGCCGACGACUGGCCCACCCUCAUCAUGGUCGCCCAAGACCUUCAAAACGACGAGAAUCUCGUCGACACCGCGAUCACAUGGGGAAUGGUGGAGCAAGACCUUCAGAAGCAGCUCAAGACGAACGCGAGAACCGGGUCCGGUCGAGCUGUUCGGAUUCUAAAUGGUGGCUACGUGUCGAAGACGUGCUUUGUAACUUUCGACUGGACGGAGGAUAGGGAGAGACUCCCCGCUGAAGGAGUCAUGAAAAUCACAUCAAGCGCCGGCAUGAAGCUGCUCUCAAAAAUCAACAACGCCUUCGAGCGGUUCGAUGAAAUGGCCACUUGCAUGGGCAACACCGAGUUCAACUUCCUGCAGCACGCCGAGGCGAGCGGGUUCGCCUCCGAGGUGCCGGUGUGCCGAUUCAUUGGGGGACGACUGUUUGGGGUGGAUGGGAUUGAAGCAGGCUACACCAUCCUCGAAGCCAUCGACGACAUCCACAACCUGCACGUUUUUGACGAGCUCUCCGAGUACUCUACGAUGGAGGGCGUCCAAAUUUUAGCCCGGAUCGCCGCUUACUCCCUCAGAAACCCGGAGGGAGCACGUACCUUGUCGGAAAACGAGGUGUUCGACGAGUUUUUCAGCGAUUUCAUACGACCGGAAAAGCUCGAAAAAGGCUUCGUGCACCUCGAGGAACGAUUCCCGGACAAACUCCGAGAAUUGGAAACGAUAAAGACGCAGAUGAAGCACUUAAAGUCGGUCGGCACCUUCAAGCGGUUUAUGGAUGCCACUUGUAAGUUCCCGAUCAUCGUCCACGGCGAUAUGUGGCCUGGGAAUAUUUUGUGGCAAAAGACUGAGGAUGGAGAUUAUGGAAUCCGGGUGGUGGCAGAUUGGCAGACAACCCACCUUGGCAACCCCCUGGAAGACUUGACGCGCUUCCUCUCGACGUCACUGAGCGCGAAGGACUACAAUGAACGACGAGACCACUAUCUCCACGCCUACUACGACACCUUGACAGAGCUGGCAUCCGGCUGCGAGCUGCCGUGGCCUACUUUUGACGAGCUGGUCGAAUGCUACGAGAAGGUCUUCACCCUAAUCGUCAUCAACUGGAGCCACGUCUUCUUGCAGACGCUGUCAGAAGAAGUGGUCGUCGCCAGCUCAGAAAAAGAAGGCGCCGCCCGUCUGGAGAUCCUGCACGCGAAGUACCGAAAUAUGUUCGACCGGGCGGCUUGCUAUGUACAAAAAAUGGUGGCCGAAAACCUCGACCCGAACGAGCGGAUCGUGGACACUGUGGUGACGUGGGGGCUUGUAGAAGCGGAUCUUCAGAAGCAAUUCGAUACCCUCGCGAAAAUCGGGCCGAAUCGAGAGGCACGACUUCUAAAUGGUGGCUACGUCUCGAAGACGGCCCUGCUCACUUUUGAUUGGACCGAGGAGGAGGCGAGACUCCCAAAAUGCGGUGUGAUGAAGGUCACCUCGGCAGCCGGGAUGAAGGCCAUUUCCGACCUGAACGGCUCGUUCGUCAACUUUGAAGUGAUGGCCACGUCGUUCGGCGACACCGAGUGCAACUUUCUAAAGGUUGCCCCAAAGGUCGGGUUCAGCGCCGAGAUACCGGUGUGCAGAUUCAUCGGCGGCAAGCUGUUCGGGGUGGACGGGGUGGAGGCAGGCUACACAAUCAUGGAGAUGGUAGAGGGCGCCCAUUACCGUCACGUCUUCCACAUCCUCUCCGAGGCCCCAAUGGUCGAGGUUAUGCAAAUGCUGGGCAGGAUGGCGGGAUACUCCUUACGUCACCCAAACGAAGCCGGAAUGCUAGCCGAAAAUCGAGUUUUUGAGGAGUUUUUCGGGGAUUUCGCGCGGCCACAAAAAAUCGAUGAGGGCUUCACCGCUAUGGAGACACGAUUCCCGAGCCUUCAAGCGGAAGUGGACGUCCUCAAAACUCAGAAGAUCUACUUCGAAUCGGUGGCAAAAUUUAAGAAGCGAAUGGAUGAAGCUUGCAAUGUCCGAACGAUAGUCCAUGGGGAUAUGUGGCCCGGGAAUAUACUGUGGAAUAUCGGAAAAGAUGGGGAAUAUGGUAUUCGGAAAGUGGUAGAUUGGCAGACGACCCAUCUGGGGAAUCCUCUAGAAGACUUGACAAGGAUCCUAUCGACUGGCUUGAGCGCUGAAGACCACAGAAAUAAGAGGGACUUUUUCCUGAAUAUUUUCUACACGACGAUGGAGGAGGAAGCGGAUGGGAAGAAAUUGCCUUGGGAGAGUUUCGAAGAGCUGGUCGAACAGUAUGAAAAGAUCUUCCCUCUCAUUGCCAUCGUCUGGGUGCCGCCCUUCAUUCUUGUGCUCACCGAUGAAGUCGUGAUUGGAGGUGGAGGAGAAGAAGGUGAAGCCCUAUUGCCGGGGUUCCUCGCCAAAUACGAGAAUAUGAUCGCCGAGAGUGCCGACUACAUCCUCAGAUGGGGGCUGGAUUCGGAG
This is a messenger RNA of Mesorhabditis spiculigera, 3222 nucleotides long. The record is from the annotation of a GenBank genome assembly. Lineage: Eukaryota; Metazoa; Nematoda; Chromadorea; Rhabditida; Rhabditidae.